AUGGUCCCUAAUCGGACGGCAAACAGAGGAAAAGACGUGGCCCGUCGGGAAAGGACGGAGUUAGCAAUCAGGCCGAGCGAGUCCGAAACGGAAAGAUACGAAUUUGCCAAAUUGGCAAUUGAUGUCCCACGUCUCGAGCCCCUCGAAGUCCGGAACUUCGUCAAUUGGGGAAGCGUUUUCAUUGGGCCGGAGGAAAGCUGA
Linum trigynum is the source of this 201-nucleotide messenger RNA. NCBI's taxonomy places the organism in Eukaryota, Viridiplantae, Streptophyta, Magnoliopsida, Malpighiales, Linaceae. The record is from the annotation of a GenBank genome assembly.